AUGCUUCCUUUAGAAAGUAUGUAAACUAUUGAGGAUUUAUAAGAAUUCGAUUUAUAUAAAGGAUAUUAAUUUGAAGAAAAAGAAAAAUAAAAAAGUUAAGUUGAAAAAGUAUCGCGUAUUCUAGAAGAAUGUUUUAAAAUCUAACAAUAUGAAGGCACUAAUUUUUCUGAAGGAAAAUUAGUAAAUAACUUCUCCUAUUAUUUAGAAAAAAUUUAAAUACUUUUUAAAGAAACUUUGUCUCCAGAAGGUGCUAAGGAAAGCUAUAUUAAAAGCUUUAUUCUAAUAUCCCUUGAUAUUGAUAAUAUAUAUAACGCAGUUUAUUUUAUAAUUACAAUUUUGGCUGUAAAUAAGUCUGAAGAUCCUUUAGUUUAUGCCUUUUUGCUACUUGAUAUUGUUAAAAGAAGUUUAGAUUUGCAAAAUGUAAUUGCAGCUAUUACUACUAAUGCCAGAAACCUUCUCAAGUUUGCAUGCUUGGGGCUUAUUAUUUUAUAUAUUUAUGCUAUUAUAGGUUAUAAUAAUUUCAAAGACUUUUUCAAUAAAGAAGCAGGGGCAUUUAGUGAUACUUUUUUCCUUACAAUUACUUCUGUGAUUAAGGAAGGAUUACGAAAUGGAGGAGGAAUAGCAGAUAGUUUGAAUAAUAUAGAUUAUAAUGAUGAAAAUUCUUAUUCAAAUAUUUGGAAGAGAUAUGCAUAUGAUUUAUCUUUUUUCGGCUAUAAUAGAUAACAUAUAGAUACAUUUAAUAAAAAUGGAUGGAAUUAUCAUAUAUAUUAAGAACACAAUUUAUACAAUAUUAAUGAAUGUGCUGGAAUAGAAAAAUACGUUAAGGAUAAAAUAAAUGAUUAUUAAACUGAUUUCUUCCCUAUAUAAAGGUCAUUAUAAGAAGAAAAAUAAAAGGAAUAAAAAUGA
Ichthyophthirius multifiliis is the source of this 906-nucleotide messenger RNA. RefSeq lists its product as hypothetical. Gene Ontology annotation, molecular function: monoatomic ion channel activity. The record is from RefSeq and is a predicted model, not a curated record. Gene Ontology annotation, cellular component: membrane. Gene Ontology annotation, biological process: calcium ion transport; transmembrane transport. Lineage: Eukaryota; Ciliophora; Oligohymenophorea; Hymenostomatida. The transcript is spliced from 5 exons.